GCCGCCGUCACCAGUAGUCCACGAGACACUCUGACAGGUGUGAAGACGUACGCCCGCCAUGGAUGAUUCUGGGAUCAUCCGAAGACGAAGGCUGCAGAAGGAUCUGCCUCUGCCACGGAAAAGUAACAGUUGCAGAACCAGUAACCGGAAAAGCCUCAUCCUGACCAGUACGUCGCCCACCCUGCCACGGCCACACUCUCCACUGCCUGGACACAUAGGAAGCAGUCCGUUGGACAGCCCACGCAACUUCUCACCAAGUGGACCUGCCCACUUUUCCUUUGCCUCUUCUCGCAGGGCUGAUGGUCGUAGAUGGUCCUUGGCUUCUCUGCCUUCUUCAGGAUAUGGCACCAAUACACCCAGUUCAACAGUUUCAUCAUCCAGCUCAUCCCAGGAGCGUCUGCACCAGCUGCCCUUCCAGCCGACCAUGGAUGAGUUGCACUUCCUGUCCAAGCACUUUGGCAGCACCGAGAGCAUCACGGACGAUGACGGGGGCCGACGCUCGCCGCACGCCCGCCCUCGCUCUCGAAGCCUCAGCCCAGGGCGCUCUCCAUCCUGCUAUGACAAUGAAAUAGUGAUGAUGAACCAUGUCUACAAGGAACGCUUCCCCAAGGCCACAGCUCAGAUGGAGGAGAGGCUGGCAGAGUUCAUCCACAACUACUGCCCAGAGAGCAUCCGGCCGCUGGCUGAUGGGGUCCUUAGCUUCAUCCACCACCAGGUAGCUGAGCUGUCCAGAGACUGCCUGACCAAAUCACGUGAGGGUCUCAUCACCAGUGUCUACUUCUGUGAACUGCAGGAGAACCUGGAGAAGCUGCUGCAUGACGCUUAUGAGCGCUCAGAGAGUUCGGAGCUCACCUUUGUCAUUGAGCUGGUCAAAAAGCUCUUUAUCAUCAUAUCUCGUCCAGCCAGGCUCCUCGAGUGUUUGGAGUUCAACCCUGAAGAGUUUUACCAUUUGCUGGAGGCAGCGGAGGACCAUGCCAAGGAGGGACAACUGAUGAAGGCAGACAUCCCUCGAUACAUCAUCAGCCAGUUGGGGCUGACCAGAGACCCACUGGAGGAAAUCGUGAGCCUUGACAGCUACGACAGUGAGGGUCCUCAUACUCCAGAGACUGAUGACUCAGCAGAGGGAAAAGGGAGGGCCAUUAAGCCACCGAGUGAAGAAGAUUUUCAGAGCAUCAAACUGAUCAGCAAUGGAGCGUAUGGUGCCGUCUACCUGGUGCGCCACAGAGAGACACGUCAGCGUUUUGCCAUGAAGAAGAUCAACAAGCAGAAUCUGAUCCUUAGGAACCAGAUCCAGCAGGCUUUUGUAGAGAGAGACAUCCUCACCUUCGCAGAGAACCCGUUCGUCGUCUCCAUGUUCUGCUCCUUUGAAACUCGGAGACAUCUGUGCAUGGUCAUGGAAUAUGUUGAGGGUGGCGACUGUGCCACUUUGUUGAAGAACAUCGGGGCUCUGCCUGUGGAGCUGACAAGGAUGUACUUUGCUGAGACAGUUUUAGCCCUGGAAUACCUGCACAACUAUGGCAUCGUCCAUAGAGACCUUAAACCUGACAAUCUGCUCAUCACCUCCAUGGGACACAUUAAGCUUACAGACUUUGGCUUGUCGAAGAUGGGUCUAAUGAGCCUCACCACCAACCUGUAUGAGGGACACAUUGAAAAAGAUGCCAGAGAGUUCCUGGAUAAGCAGGUGUGUGGUACUCCAGAGUAUAUCGCUCCAGAGGUUAUUCUCCGUCAGGGCUAUGGAAAGCCAGUGGAUUGGUGGGCCAUGGGCAUCAUCCUCUAUGAAUUCCUGGUGGGCUGUGUGCCUUUCUUUGGAGACACUCCGGAGGAGCUGUUUGGACAGGUCAUCACAGACGAUAUAGUUUGGCCAGAUGGUGAUGAAGCUUUGCCUGCGGAUUCCCAGGACCUCAUCUCUGCCCUGUUACAGACCAACCCUCUUGUGAGGUUGGGUACAGGCGGAGCGUUUGAGGUGAAGCAACACUCGUUCUUCACAGAGCUGGACUGGAACAGUUUGCUGAGACAGAAGGCAGAGUUCAUUCCUCACCUGGAGUCAGAGGAGGACACCAGCUACUUUGAUACCCGCUCGGAUCGGUAUCAUCACAUCAAUACGUACGACGAGGAUGACACCAAUGACGAUGAGCCUGUAGAGAUCAGACAGUUCUCUUCCUGUUCUCCUCGCUUCAGCAAGGUGUACAGCAGCAUGGAGCAUCUGUCUCAGCUGGAGCAGAAAGCCACGACCUCUGUAUCCCGUCGGGAGCACAAGGGUCCACGGGAGGACAAGGUGACCAAGAGAGAAAGCCUAGGCAGCUUCAGCAUGAGAGACAAGAGCUGGAGGACCGGAUCCCCCGAAAUGAAGCGCCUGUCUUGUUCAGAGUCCCUCCACAUGGACGGGGAUGGGAGCCCUCCUCUUGGUGCUCGUCGGCGCUUCUCAGCACUGAUGGAUACACAUCGUUUUGCCUCACCCCUAGACGGUGAGCCAGACUUCCUGUCCCGCCAGGCGCCCAUCAAGGUCCGUGGAACCUCACUGGAUGGAACCAGUGUCCCCUCGCUAAGCCUCCUGGAGCAGAGAAACAGUCUGAAGGAGAUCAACGGAGCAGACAAAUCCCCUAGAUAUGGAGAGACACCAGGAGUAACCACGGCCAUCGCCACAUUAUCCCCAGGUCCUGCAUCAGCCGGACGUGACGUGAUAACUCCUUUGUAUGACCCUCUGGGGGCCCGGGCCACCAAUGACCUGGUCCUCCUCAGGGCACGCCAUCAGCAUUUGUCUGGGGAUGGAGAGAAACGCAACUCCAGAUCUGGAAACAAGGUCAUUAAGUCUGCCUCUGCCACAGCCCUGUCUGUCAUCAUACCAUCAGUGGAGCAGCAUGGCGGCUUCUCUCCGCUGGCCAGCCCCAUGUCCCCCCACUCUUUCUCCUCCAACCCCUCGUCACGUGACUCCUCACCCAGCAGAGACUUCUGCCCAGCGGUCAGCGUGCUGCGCUCUCCCAUCACCAUCCAUCGCUCUGGAAAGAAGUACGGUUUUACUCUCAGGGCCAUCAGGGUCUACAUCGGAGACAGUGAUGUCUACAGUGUCCAUCACAUUGUUUGGCAUGUAGAGGACAGCGGCCCCGCCCAGGAAGCUGGCCUGUGUGCCGGUGACCUCAUCACCCACGUCAACGGGGAGUCUGUCCACGGUCUGGUCCACACUGAAGUUGUAGAGCUCAUCCUUAAGAGUGGAAACAAGGUGACGGUGACAACCACGCCUUUUGAGAACACCUCCAUUAAAGUGGGUCCUGCCCGCAAGGCUGGCUACAAGUGUAAGAUGGCCCGACGAAACAAGAGGACCAUGGGCAAGGACAGCCAAGACAGUAAGAAGCGGAACUCCUUGUUCCGUAAGAUCACAAAGCAGUCCAAUCUGCUGCACACCAGCCGCAGCCUUUCCUCAUUGAAUCGCUCUCUGUCCUCCAGUGAGAGUCUUCCUGGCUCCCCAACUCACAGCUUGUCUGCCAGGUCCCCAACUAAGGGCUACCGCUCCACCCCUGAGCCCUCAUACCUGGGUGCUUCCUCCCAGAGCAGCUCUCCAGCCUCCAGCACUCCAAACUCACCCGCUCAGCAUAUGAGGCCCAGCUCCCUGCACGGCCUCUCCCCUAAACUCCACCGCCAGUAUCGCUCUGCCCGUUGUAAGUCUGCAGGUAACAUCCCCCUGUCCCCGCUCGCCCACACACCCUCCCCUACCCAGUCUUCGCCUCCACCACUGCCUGGCCACACCGUGGGGAGCUCCAACACCACCCAGUCCUUUCCUGUAAAGCUCCACUCCUCGCCGCCGGUAGUCCGCCCCAGGCCAAAGAGUGCUGAACCCCCGCGAUCACCUCUUCUCAAAAGAGUGCAGUCAGCAGAGAAGCUAGGCUCACCUCUGACCCAGUCCAGUUCUACAGGAGGGCUGGGGGGUCCGCUGAGAAAGCACAGCUUGGAGGUACAGCACUCAGAGUACCGUAAGGAUGCCUUCCUCUGUGAGCUCGGGCUCCAGAGCCUACUGGAGACAGAAGGUGAAAAUUUGCCUCCUAAUCCUCCACCUCUGCCCUCAUCCUCUACAAACCCAGGGGCCGGUGUCCUGAAGCCUAUGAGGAGACUAGGGAGACAGGAGUCUCCACUUAGCAGGGAAACACUGCUGGCUGGGAGGGAGAGGGAAGAGAGGGAGAGAGGAAGCUCACAGGCUGGCCAGAGCUCUAGACUAAGUGCAGAAACCACUAAAAUUACAACUUCUAGUACACCUACCAAAACAACAGGAAGUCUAGGUGGUCUGAAGGGGCUUGAAAAGAUCCCCCAGAAUCCGGCAGACUUAAAUUCUAAACCGCAAGACCUCAAGGCAGCCAAAAGUGUGUUAUCUAAUAGUAGAGAUCCCCAGGAGCAGCUAUGGGGCAGAACUGAACCAAAGCAAGAAGGUGACAACAAGAGUAGGCCUGGUUUAUCUGGUGCUGCCUUCACCAAGAGCUCUGCUUCUACUCCAGAUAAAUCCAUCAGCAUCAACGCAACAGUGAAAGCCGGUCCUCUCAACAUGAACAAAACCUUUAAACCAUCAGGUAUGGGGGACAGCCUGAGAAAAGCUGGUUCAGAGAGUAGUGACUCGAGGACUCCAGACUUCGGUUCUAAAAGCCCCAAACUCCCAGCUCGCGUUCUUGCUCCCGUCAUUCCCCCACAUGGGCAGCCGCUCUCGCUUGGCAAGGUGAGGCAAGGACUUGGGCCUGUCAACUGCUACCGGGGAACCCUUGACUGGGAGGAUAAAUGUCGCCUGGAGGUGGUGGAGGAGCAUUCACCUUCCCCUUCUCCCUCCCCGACUUCGGUCACCCCCUCCCUCUGCGGACCUUCCCUCUGUAAGUCACGGCCUGUCUCCCCUGGCGACAAGACAAGCUUCGUCAGCCAGCUGACCACUGUGGCCAAAAAUGUCCUUGGACCAAUCAAGCUUGGCUCUCAGGAGGGGUCCAAGAGCAAGGACCAGCAGACUAAGGCAGUGGAGGAGAGACAGGGAGGCACAGCAGCAAAGUCUGACCCUCCUGCUGGAGGUCGAGUGAUUGUUGGGUCUGCAGUGGUGACCCAAAGUCCUGCUGCUUCACCGCUAGAGAGGGCUGCAACAGGUAGCAACCAGUCGAAAAUGUGA
Messenger RNA from Perca flavescens (yellow perch), 5128 nucleotides. It is a transcript of the gene mast1a, whose product is annotated as microtubule associated serine/threonine kinase 1a. The transcript has 29 exons. NCBI's taxonomy places the organism in Eukaryota, Metazoa, Chordata, Actinopteri, Perciformes, Percidae. Gene Ontology annotation, molecular function: ATP binding; protein binding; magnesium ion binding. The record is from RefSeq and is a predicted model, not a curated record. Gene Ontology annotation, biological process: cytoskeleton organization; intracellular signal transduction; peptidyl-serine phosphorylation. The coding region runs from base 59 to 5128 and encodes 1689 amino acids.